Hevea brasiliensis (rubber tree) is the source of this 3195-nucleotide messenger RNA. RefSeq names its product pentatricopeptide repeat-containing protein At5g66520-like. The coding region runs from base 1389 to 3047 and encodes 552 amino acids. The transcript has a single exon. Lineage: Eukaryota; Viridiplantae; Streptophyta; Magnoliopsida; Malpighiales; Euphorbiaceae. The record is from RefSeq and is a predicted model, not a curated record. Gene Ontology annotation, biological process: RNA modification. Gene Ontology annotation, molecular function: RNA binding; protein binding.
AUUUUUACAAAUUUGAGCAAUUGAUCUUUGCUCCAUUUUAGAAUUUUUGCAAUGGAUAACUGGUCUUUCUUUUCUCAUUUUUCUUUUUACCAGUUUAUGUGGCUAUUAAGGUUUGUUUAUCAAACUUGGUUUUCUUGAUUUAAUGUGGUUUCUUCUCUUGUUUUGGUGUUUUUUUUUGUCCAUUUGGUUUGCAUUUUCUUUUUUGGAUAAAACGGAAAGAACCAUUUUGAUUUGUAAUUGAUUUCAAUUUUCAAGAGGAUGUGAGUUUAUAAUGGGCUUACUUGUACCUCAACAAGAGUUUCGUCUGAUGGGGCACGAUGAUUUUUCACAUAGCCAUAAUUAUGAAAGGCUAUUGAAAUUGUUUGCUUGCUUAGCCCAUCACCUGUUUGAUCAUUUGUCUCUGAAAAGUAGGGGAGGUCGCUUGGAGGCAAUAUUGUUUUUCUUUUUAACAGACUGAAAGGCUCAUAAAUAAGCUGGAGGUGCUGGUUAAAAUUGGGUGGAAGAACUUUGAUGAGUUGCUUUUAAUUUUUGUAACGGUUCUUUAAAAACUUCAUUUUGGCUUAUUGGCGACCCGGUCAAAUCUAGUGUAUAGCAUAGAGAAUCGCUAAACCGGUAAGACCCGGUUCGUGCAAACUACGUCGUUUUGGACAAAGAUUAAAGGAAAGAAAAUUGGAAGGAGCUCUAAAUCAAAUCUGCGGAUAGUCGCGAUUUCUUUCCCGUCUUUCCUUUAUCUACCUUGUCACUUCAUGAUUCACCGUCUCACCGAAUCCGGCAUCCUCAGGAUCCGGCUACGGCUGGACGUUGAAACUCCGGCGUUUUUUUCUUUGGGACCAAUGCCGCUUCUUUAUUUUUGUUAUUAAACCCUUUUCAAGUUCACCUGCAAUUUUUGGUUAGUUUUCAUGUAAUUUCAAGAACUUUUAUUGAGCUAAUUUUGACACAUCCUAAGAACAAGUACUUCAUCUGUUACAUUAAUGCUCUUCAACUCUCAGCCUCAGCCCAAUAUGUCUGUCUCCUAAUCACUAAUCCUUUCUUUUAUUACUUUGUGGAUAUAAAAAAAAUAAUAAAUAGAGAAAAUAAAAAGAAUAUAUGUAUUUUUCAUUAUAUGAGGAAAUAAAUAGAAAAGAUUUGCAGACCGGAUUUGAAAACCUGAUUGUGGAGUAUUGGAUUGGUGAGCAAUUAGUGUUGUGCCGUCGUGCCAAUUAUGAUGGGGUUCUUAAACUCAAUUUUUUCCGAGAUCAAGGAGAGGAGUGAGAGAUUAUAGGCAUGAAUCAUAUGGGUUUUGGAGAAGGUGGCGAUGGAAAGGUACAAGCGGUUUCGGGUUGGGGGGGCAUAAGAAUGUGGAGGGUGGGUAAUAUUAGGGGCUCAUUUGGCGCUUACCCAAUUUUCAAAUGUUAGUUGAAGAACCGAUUCCUGCCAACUCAGUAACAACUUUGAGAGCCCUACAACAAUACCUAUUCCAUCUAUUACAAAGUUGCAAAACCCUCAGAAAUCUAUCUCAAAUCCACACCCAAAUACUUAUUAAUGGCUUUUCCCAGAAAAAUUAUGUUGUUGCUAAGUUACUUUCAUUCUACAUAGCCUCUGGUCAUCUCCUCUCUGCACACGAAGUAUUCAAAAAUAUUAAAAACCCAAGUGUUACUCUAUGGAAUCAGAUGAUCAGAGGCCAUGCUCGAAGCGAAUCGCCUCAAAAGUCUGUUAUACUUUUCAAUCAAAUGAGAGUCGUAGCGGUGGAGCCUAAUGGGUUCACUUAUUCGUUCCUUUUGAGUGGUUGCGCUAGGUCAGGAUUGUUGAGAGAGGGCGAACAGGUGCAUGGAAGAGUUUUGGUGGAAGGUUAUUGCUCAAAUGUGUUUGUGCAGACGAAUUUGGUUAAUUUAUAUGCAAUGGCUGGUGCUGACUUUGGAGUUGGAUAUGCACGUCGUGUGUUUGAUGAUAUGGGUGAUAGAAAUGUUGUGAGUUGGAAUUCGAUGCUUGCAGGGUAUAUGAGGUGUGGGAAUGUUGAUGAGGCAAGGAGGGUUUUUGAUGAGAUGAUGGAGAGGAAUGUUGUCUCUUGGACGACUAUGAUUGCAGGGUACGCUCGAAAUGGUAAGAGUAGGAAGGCAUUGAACUUGUUCAGUGAAAUGAGGAGAGCCUGUGUAGAAUUGGACCAGGUGGCGUUGGUGGCAGCACUAUCAGCAUGUGCUGAACUGGGGGAUUUGAGAUUGGGCAGGCGGAUUCACUCGUAUAUUAAAGAGACAUUGAAUGGUAAAAACCGGUCCUUACUGAUUUCUUUGUACAAUGCACUUAUACACAUGUAUGCUAGCUGUGGUGUGAUUGAAGAAGCUUAUGAAGUAUUUAGAUGGAUGCCACAGAGAAGUAAGGUUUCUUGGACAACCAUGAUCAGUGCAUUUGCAAAACAGGGCUAUGGACAAGAGGCGCUUGCUAUUUUUCAAUUGAUGCAAAGCUUGGGAGCCGAAGGAGCAAGGCCUGAUGAGAUAACCUUCAUAGAAGUCCUAAGUGCUUGCAGCCAUGCUGGACUUGUGAAUGAGGGUCGCCAAUUCUUCAUAGACAUGAUUCAGACUUGGGGCAUUAAGCCCAGAAUGGAGCACUAUGGAUGCAUGGUUGAUUUAUUGAGUCGGGCUGGAUUGUUGGAUGAAGCACAUGAUCUCAUUGAGAACAUGCCCAUGAAACCAGAUGUUGCCAUCUGGGGUGCUUUACUCGGUGGUUGCAGAAUUCACAAAAAUGCUGAGCUUGCUUCUCAUGUGGCUCCAAAAUUGGUUGCUGAGCUUGAUCCUGACCAAGCAGCUGGUUAUCUUAUGCUCUUGGCAAAUGCUUAUGCCACUGCUAAAAGGUGGCAGGAUGUUGCUACUGUGAAACAGAAGAUGGUUGAGAUGGGUGUGAAAAAGCCUGCUGGCCGAAGUUGGGUUCAAAUAAAUGGAGUAAUUCACGAUUUUGUAGCAGGUGACACGGCUCAUAAGCAUGCAUCUUCAAUCUCUGAGAUGCUUGGCAAAAUUAGCAGGCAAGUUACGUGUGUUAGCGACAGGCCAGACACGGAUAGCAUUUUCAGCUGUUGAUGAGUAGGACAGUGUGGUGGUUUGGUAGUUAUCCUUCUUUCAUGAUAGAAAAAAGCAUGAGUGAUAAUACAUGAGUGCAAUAAUGUUGUAAUACAUUGAAGAUUUGUUUUUAUGCACAAGUAACUUGGGCUGUUGUUACCGAUAGUAA